Messenger RNA from Scylla paramamosain (green mud crab), 12232 nucleotides. RefSeq lists its product as uncharacterized. Bases 9148 to 9726 code for a protein of 192 amino acids. Lineage: Eukaryota; Metazoa; Arthropoda; Malacostraca; Decapoda; Portunidae. The record is from RefSeq and is a predicted model, not a curated record. The transcript is spliced from 2 exons.
ACUAUAUGAAUAGGCAAUAGCCAGAUAGAAUAACUCAUAUGUGAAAUAUGAUCCUGUGAAACCUAUCACCUACGAUGUCACGUGAUCACAAGCGCCGCACCCUGACGAGUGACGAACGCCACAUUGCCCCGGGCAGUUGGGUGGAGAGCUCCGGUCUGGCCAGCUGGGUGUGCGAUGUGUGCGGUGUCCUGUGUGUGUGAACUCUGCCACGAACAAUUGCACGUGUGAAUCUUGCUUGUAAAAGGCAGUGAAAUAAGUGCAAGUGACAGUGUAUAACUGACUUUAUUGUGGUGACAAGAACAGUGACCGACAUACUACAUAUCCCUGUGCUGAGAUUCAGUUCUCUUUGGCUCAGUACUUAAGUGGUGUUGUAUGUAAACUGUAAUAUAUAUGUACAAACUGUACAAAGGAUUUUCCUAAUUGCCUGGGUAUCAAAAGAUAGUAAAUUGCCUUUUAUCGCUCGAAGGCUCUACUAAUGCGGUGUUAAAUAAACAGUAACACUACGCCCUGCAUAUUAAGUAGCAUUACAUAAAUGGUAUUUGAUGCUUAAAAUAGACAACAUAAAAUGGUGUCGCAGCUAAUGGGAUACGAAAACUACAAAUAAACUGUCAUAAUAUCCAGAAAACCCUUAAAAAUUUCUUUUGUGAAACGAGACGAAACAUUCUGGUGAGCAAAUCCCUCUAGCUAAAGGAUAGAGCGACGUGGUAGUGGAGAGCGCUUGGACGUGUUUACAUAGUUCAGCAGAAAACACCGAAGAGUCGCCCUGCUGAGGUCAGCAACCAGCACCCAGGAGCAGGACCCUGAAGACACAACAACCGCCAAGGCGCCUCACCACACGCUCCCCCCAAGUCCCUCACCACUCGUCACGUUCACAGAGAAAGACAUGCAGCGAUUACAGGGACUGCAAGGAGCGAUGUACUAACGGCACGAGACUACAGAGGUGCCGUGACGUCGGAAUUUUCUUACCAGACGGUCUGACGCCGUCAAGGUCUAGCCUUAGUCGCCAGCUGUGACCUGGAGAAGGACGGAGAAGAGGACUAUUCUUCCCCUCAUUGCAGAAGAAAUUACACUCACACCUUAGGUGAGACCAUGCACUGAGUUGACACUACUUUAUACACUACAUAAUUAAAAUAUAAAGUACAGCCUUUAAUUAUAUUGGGAUGGUAAAUAUGACUCUCACGUUUUCUUAGUUUGAUUAAUGGGCUAUGUGAGUAAAGUCAAGUGUAAAAUUGCAGCUCUUAAUUAAUGUUGUAUGUCUCAUAUCAUUAUAUGUUUUCUUCUACUUGUUCCCUUAAUUAAGGAACUUUGAAAGCAUCUUUAAGGGCAGUGUAGAAAACAUAAAAUAAUAAUAAUAAUAAUAAUAAUAAUAAUAAUAAUAAUAAUAAUAAUAAUAAUAUACAUUUGUUAAAUGAUUAAUGAUUAUUCAUGGCAGAAAGUAAAAAGGAUAAACUAAAUAAAGAAUACGAGAAGCUUUGCGAGUUGGAUAAUAACAUUAAAAUAGAAGGCGCUGAUGACUGUAGUGAUGAUAGCGGGGAUUCAGGUGAUGAAGAAAAAUCUUCGUACACUGAAAAGUGGUAUUCAACACCCGAGAGUUUCUCCUACUGACAUUAAUCCUUCUGUAUCGCAGUUUCCUUCUUCCUUUCAACUAAUCAUGAGUAAUCCAACCACAUCUGGUACGGGUGGAUCUGUACCACCGCCCGAACAUCAAACUCACACUAAUACACCAAUCAAAUAGUUACAAAUCUCGGUAUCGGUUCGAGCGUUCACAGGCACCGAAGGUAAUUACAGUACACGUGAUUUUAUCGAACACUGUGAGAAUGUAAUGAGAAAUUCAUGCAUCGUAGACGACGCGGAUAAGAUAGAGUUUGUCCGUUCACGUCUUGAACCUGGAUCUCUAGCCGGGAGAGGAAUGGUUGCCAGUGCAUUCACUAAACCCAUCCAGAACAAUGACUAGUUCUUUCCGUACCAACUUCUUGAUAAUCUUUGCAGGAGAAGCCCAUCAUAGUCUCGUAAAAGGAGUCAGUAAUGCUGCGAGGACCUUGGUUGCAGAUGUAGCUUCUUUAAACAUGCUUGAGAGUCAGAUGCUAGCUAACCGUAUCACGCAAGACUUCGACAAGUAUCUAAAAGACAAUGGAUGGAACGACAGAGGGUACAUUUCAAUGGAAAACUUUAAUAAGUUCAUUGAAUUCUUCAUCUACAUACUGUCUGUAAAAAGGGAGUGCCGAGAAAGCGCAACAUCCCUUGAUUACAAACCUACCGAUGUCCUGCUUGACUUUGUACAAAAAAAAAAAAGCUUGAGGAAAAGGGCAACAAGGCUCUUACUAUAGGUGCAACUCAAGCAGAACAAGCAGAUGAAGGUGAACCUUCUUACGCAGCAGUGGCAACCACUCAUAAAGGGGACAUUACUUGCCAAUAAUAUCAGCGAGAGGGUCAUACCAUUAACAGCUGUUAUCUCAAAAGGAAAGAGAAUUGCCAAAAGCUGAAGCUGCUGAAGGCCAAGGAAAUUACAAAAUCAACAACAAUAAAGGGCAGCAGCAUGAAACUUGUCGCGAAAUCAGCGAAAACCAACCAAAAUGGCUAACACAGCUUCAGGAAACAACAAUGAUAAUUUCCGGAAGUGUCCAGUGCACCGAACACUCCACCGAAGAGUGUUACUCAUAUCUCAGUCUUCAGAGAAAAAUUAGAAAACUCCGUGGAGCUACACAGUCGGGAGAAGCCGCGCGCCCCAUGAAACACAAAUUAGGAUAGAAAACCAUCGCAGGAAUGAAAAGACUGCAGUUCAGGCAGAUGAUAGUGCUCUGCGUGAGUCUUUAAUAGCCACUUGCAGUCAGACAAGCGUAAUGGUUCUACCUACAAAGUAGGACCUGUGAAGGCUUCUUUUCCGGCAGAUACGGACGCUGCCGUAAAUGUCCUCUCUGAAAGAGCGCAUUUGGCAUUAAGACGCACGUCACGUGGCAGCCGAUGGCCUCUCAGACAAAAUGAUAAAAAUCUAAUAGGAGUGUCUCGCGUACCUCUCAAAACUUUUGGGGGGAGUAAAAGUACUGCAACCAUUCGUUUGGAUUUCUACGUUGUUUCCGACUUCAUUUUGCCAUCAGAUGGAUUACCGAGCCUGGAAUCAGCGCAGGCCAAUAUGAUGGUGAUUCACAUAGAUAAUAGUACGGCGAGAUUCCAAGGGAAGACUUUUAGAGCAAUGGAUCAUCCCAGAUGCUUAAUAUCUUCCUCUCACAGUACAAAUCAAUCUCAAGUUGUUCUUUCAACUGCAGCUCAAACUGUUUCUUCUGUUCAGGAUUUUUACUGCGAGAAAGAACAAUAGAACACCAAACGAUUCAAACUGGAGUAGAGUAGAGUCUGAAAUAAACCAGGCUACUGCCUCAAGUUUGAAGAACCAAAAUGGAAACAAUCAAGAUGAAUAGAAAAUGGUUGAUGCCACGGUAAUAGGGAAUCACAAAAUACCUAAUCGUAUGGCAAUUCACAUUCCCGUGUCCGUUCCAAAAGCCACCGUAGGUUGUGAUGUUUGCCUCGAAGGCCCCAGUCGAGUAAACAAACUAGCUGUGGAACCAACUCUUCAUACGGUGCGAGAUAGACAUAGAACUACCGCUCUUGUAGUAAAUACUACUGGUGGUCCAAUAAAGUUAAAACAAGGAGUACUUUUAACUCAAGCGUUAGCCUUUGAUGGGAAGGUAGUAUCCGAUUCACUGGACUUACCUGAUACUUGUAUCACAUCAGUGCAUUCGUUAAGAAAUGACGACGAGGCAGUCCAUGAUCAGGCGCUUGAAUUUCUUGUUAUUGUAAAAGAUUACCCCGAGCUAAGGCCCUCACUAGUCAAUUUGUUGAAACAGUUGUUGCCUUGCCUGGAGAAUCAUUAAGUGCAACUAAUAAAGCAGAGCAUCAUAUCAAUCUGAAACCAGAUACUCAACCUGUAUAUAUUCCAGCAUAUAGACUUCCUCAUAGUCAGAGAAAGGUAGUGGAUGAACAAAUUCAAGACAUGCUAAAACAGGGAGUUAUUCAACAUUUUAGAUCACCCUGGAAUUCACCCCUAUUCCUUGUUCCAAAGAGGGAUGGACAAUUUAGACCUGUCAUUGAUUUUAGGCGGGUAAAUGAAGUAACAAAUGAUGAAAGAUAUCCUUUGCCUGUUCUGAAGGAUCUCUUGAUGUCAUUAAGACAGGGAAACAAAAUUUUCAGUAGCCUUGAUCUUCUAAGUGGCUACUGGCAAGUACCAAUGACACCGGAAUUAAGGGAGAUAACAGACUUUAGUACCCCCAGUGAAUUCUUGUGAAUGCCUUUUGGAUUAAAAUCAGCUCCGAUUACCUUUCAGCUGAUGAUAAAUACUCUUUUCGUUGGUAUGAUAGCAUACUUGGAUGAUCUGAUCAUCUACAGCCGAAACACUGAGACACUUUGCUACCUUGGAAGCAGUGCUCGGAAGGCUGAGAGAGGCUAGCUUGAAAGCAAAAGUAGCCAAAUGUGAAUUCCUGAAAUCCAAGAUUACAUUUUUAGGUCACACCGUAGAAGGUGACGGUAUCCACACUAUGAAUGAUAAAAUCAAAGUCGUCAAAGAAUUCCCGAGACCUCGAAAUGCAGACAAUGUACGAUCAUUUAUCGGUUUGUCUGGUUACUAUAGGCAAUUCAUAAACAAAUUUGCAGCUAUAGCAUCGCCUUUAACCAAAUUAAUAAGGAAGGAUUUACCAUUUCAUUGGAAUGCUGCUCAGGAAAAGUUUCCAAGAUCUUAAAAAUGGCCUCACCAAUGCUCCUAUUUUAGCGUUUCCAAACUAUGAAGCUCCUUUUGUUCUCGACACAGAUGCAUCCGCCUUGGGUUCUAGGUGCAGUGUUAAUGCAGCCAGAUGAGCACUGUAAAAAUCGUGUUAUUGCAUAUGCGAGUAGAACUUUCAAUCCUGCAGAGUCUAAUUACUCAGUUACACAUCAGGAAAUCCUCGCAGUUGUCAGGGCUCUUAAACAUUUUAGGGACAUAAUCUUGGGAUAUGAUAUCACUGUAUUUACAGACCAUGUAGCGGUUACCAAGCUUUUCAAAGGAAGAAAUCUCACCGGUAAAGUCGCCCGUUGGUAUUUAGUAAUACAGGAAUUUAAACCAACCUUCAGGUACUUACCAGGUUGGGUUAAUGUAGUAACUGACUCUCUUUCCUGUUGGAACAGUAACUGACAAAGCACAUGUGGUUCAAAAUUUUUCCCGUCCUGAACUCGCGUGUGCUCAGUGUCAGCAUGACAUAUGGAGUAAGGUGAUACAUGCUCUUGAGUCAGGAGAUAAAUCAAAUUUACCAAGGCUGUCAAUACCUUACUCGCAGUUUUACUUGUCAUAUGACAAGGUGCUUUGUAGAUACUGGCCUAACAAAACAGAAAGCGUAGAACAAUACAUUAUACCCAAAUCACUGGUACCUGCAGUCUUGCAUCUACUUCAUGACACAGUAUGCCGGUCACCCAGUAAAGGAACAUACUCUUCAUUCUGCACUCACAAACUAUUAUUGGCCCAGCAUGCGCAUAGAUAUAGAUGCACAUUAUAGAUCGCUGUAUCAAGUGUGCCCAGAAUAAGGGGAUAGUGUCAAAACCAGCACCAAUUUUAGAAUAUCCUCCUCCUGCAUAACCUUGGGAUGUGGUAGCGAUUGAUGUACUAACACUUCCAGCCAGCCAUCAAGGGUCGAGGCAUGUACUGGUAAUGGCUGAUCAUUUCAGUAGAUAUGUCUUAGCCCAUAUGAAGGAUAAAUCUGCAGCAACAGUUACACAUGCAUUAAUAACCCACUUAAUUUGUCCUUACACCACACCUAUACUGUUACUAAGUGACAAUGGGGGGAGAAUUUCGCAACGCACUCGUGGAAGAAAUAUGAAAACAAUUUAACAUCAAACAGACGUUCACAGUGACUUAUUAUCCUGCUAGGAAUGGUCUCAUUGAACGCGCAUACAGGAAAAUCCUGCAAGUGUUCAGUCCAGCCAUUAGCAACUUCCUCGAAAAUUGGGAAAAUUGGUUACCACAUGUAGCAGCAAGCAUUAAUAGCCGUGUCUGUAAGUCUACGGGAGAGUCUCCUCAUUACAUAGUAUUUGGCAUAAAGAAAAGGCUCCUGUACGACCCUCAGAGUCCUACAUAUAAUGUUGACGAUUAUGCUAAAAGUCAACUAAAAGUUUUCUUUGAUACCUAUAAAAAGGUCACAGACAAGCUGACAGCUUCUAAAGCUGCUAUGAGCUCUCAACAACACCGACGCUCGUCUCCAGUUCAAAUCAAGGUAGGAGACACCGUAAUGGUUCAGGUCCCAGAAAGGAAUUCCAGAUUAGCUCCUAAAUUUGUGGGUCCGCGUCUGGUAGUAAAGCAACUCAACGGUAAUAAAUUUUAUAUCCUAGAUCCGUAGUUCAACACGUUGGAAACCGUGCAUUGUGAUCAUCUCAAACGGACCAAUGCUAAGCCUGAUUUAGCCUUUGUAGAUACAGCCAAUCUAUGCAAUGCUACACGGAUUGAUGCAACCGCAAAUCAAACGUGUUCUUACAAUUUAUGUUCUAGAAGGUAAGAGCUUUCUACCUUGUUGCAGAGAUGCAUGCUCUCUUUUGCAUACGAAUGAACGCAUAAUAAGGAAUGUGGUAGACGCAGCUUGUGGAAGCGUCACUUAAUCUUUGUUUUCUGUGAAAGAUUUUCUUUAUGCCUUGGCAGUGAGAAAAACAGAUUAUAUCUUAAAACCCUUGUUUGAUGUAAAUGGAAUUCAUCAUAAUUAUACACUACUGGAAUCAGUACUGACGUCUGAAUCCAUUGUUAUUUAUGUUCCAUUCAAAUCAGAACAUAUCUUUGAGGUUCAUUGAGUUGAACCAUUCCCAUUUCAGGUGAAUGGAACUGUCAUGACAUUUGAUCAGCCUAGUUCAUUAGUAUUGAUCAAUAAGGCCCUUAAGAUGUACGCUACAGGUAAAUUGUCAGAUUAAGACAGAUGCCAAACUGAGUAUCUUCACUUAUAUUUUGUCCAGCAUUUCUUUUUGCCUUCUUGUCUGUUACUAGUGACGGGAUUUGCAAAGUAGUGCUCACUCAAGAAGAUGCUUUUAAGGCCCUUACCUUAUUAUGUCCAUAUAAACAUUUGGUCCCUAAACCUUUCUUUCACACAAGUUUCUAUGGACACCACUAUUUCUUUUUCACACAAACUUACAAUAUGUCUGUCGUUUGUCCUGAUGGUUCUGAAUAUAAGGAAGUUUCAAGUCAUUUUGCAAUCUUAAAUACAUGUUCCUUGCGAUCUGACAAACUAAACACUUUCCCUGAAAAAUUACUUAGUUUUGUGUCCAAUCUUACCUCCAGAAUCUUUCUUAUUGAUACUUUGAUUAAGGUAAAUUUUGCAAAUAUCAAAUUCGUGACCAAUACCUUAUCUGAGUUUACUUUCUCUAAUAUCUCAGAACUAGGAAAUCCAGUUCACGAUUCUCUCCCUGAGUAUCUUAAUCCCUAUGUGCAUUUUCCAACAAUCAUCAUACUCAUCAUUAUUUCACUUGUCUUACUGAUUCCUUUGUAUUGUUGUGUUCGAAAAGCCCUGGAUUUGUAUAACUAUCUCAGUAGAAGUAUCAAGCAAAAUAACAUGAGUCAGUAAUACACAUGACUGUGACAUGGGUAGGUACAUACCUACAGGUUUUGCCGUAAGGCGCGAGGACGCGCCUGUUAAGUGUGCUGAGCGAUGUUAGCACAUAGUGUAGGGAACCAUUAUAACUGAAGAUCAGAACCUUCUAGAAGCAUAAGUGGAAAUUUCCUAUUCUGACGCCCGCUAGGAGUAGUGUCAAAUUACUGUUUCUUCUCUUAGUUUAGUUUUCCUAGUUUAUUGCCAAAUAUUAAGAUAGAAAUAGCCAUUAUAUGCCAUAAUAAAAUAAUGAUUAAUAGUUGCAGAUGUUAAACUAUAUGAAUAGGCAAUAGAUAGAUAGAAUAACUCAUAUGUGAAACAUGAUCCUGUGAAACCUAUCACCUACGAUGUCACGUGAUCACAAGCGCCAUGCCCUGACGAACGCCACAUUGCCCCAGGCAAAUGGGUGGAGAGCUCCGGUCUAGCCAGCUGGGUGUGCGCGGUGUGCGGUGUCCUGUGUGUGUGAACUCUGCCACGAACAAUUACACGCAUGAAUCUUGCUUGUAAAAGGCAGUGAAAUAAGUGCAAGUGACAGUGUAUAACUAACUUUAUUGUGGUGAUAAGAACAGUGACCGACAUACUACAUAUCCCUAUGCUGAGAUUCAGUUCUCUUUGGCUCAGUACUUAAGUGGUGUUGUAUGUAAACUGUAAAUAUAUGUACAAACUAUACAAAGGGUUUUCCUAAUUACCUGGGUAUCAAAAGACAGUAAAUUGCUUUUUAUCGCUCGAAGGCUCUACUAAUGCGGUGUUAAAUAAACAGUAACACUAUGCCCUGCAUCUUAAGCAGCAAUACAUACGGUGGUGCUAAAAAUAGAUAACAGCAGCCCAUGUGUCAUUAUUGUAGAAAUACUGGACUUUUGAAAUUUAAUUGUCCCAAAUUAAUAACAGCCACAGCUUCCAAGACGCCCCAGAAGCCAGUGUCUUUGAAUGUGUCCCAGGGCCGUGACCAGCAGAGUGAUGAAGUGCGGGCUGUGUUUGGUCGUGAGGGUGGAAAGGCCGUUGUGGUCGCCCACUCAUCUGUGGUUACCUCACUGUCCUCCGUGAGGUCUGAGUUGGACUGGUGCUGUCUAUUUUUAUGUAAGGGCACAGUUGAGAUUGAUGGGGAUGAAUACUCCCUUUACAGUUUUGAGAGACAGCGGCGCAGCAGUCGCUGUGCAGGAAUGUGACCAAGAGGUGAGUUGCCUCCCGGCCUGUUCCCCAGCUUUUUCCCCGGUCUGUGUGGUACCGGGGAACUGGUGCCCCAUAGAGCUUCGCUAUGGCUGUGAUGAAGCUUUCAUAUAAGCUAGUGACCGCGGAGGCAAGGGUGGCAUUACCGGAAGACCUGCCAGUGUCAGGAGUCGAUUUUCUUCUAGGGAAAGACCUGGCAAGGGGAAAGGUUUGAGUGCAGUCCCCAUUCGUGGAGGCCGACCCAGAUGUAGAGGCUGCUCAUGUUGCUGACUCUGUUCUGUUAUCACUCGCCCUAAGGCAAGGCGAUCGCCCCAGCGUCGGGUGUCCACGGGAUCUGUGACUCCUGAGGUCGACUGCAAUAAGGCAGAGCCACCACUAGAGGAGCGCAGUGUUGGUACUGAUGCCUCAAUUGGGGCAGAGUGCCCAGACGCCUGGCAAUCCUGCUGGCAAGGGUUUUGACAUGUCAGAGUCAGACUCGUCUUUGAAUCAGUGUUUAGGGGUUGACCGCAAGAAGCACAUGACUUUUGUUAGAGUGUUGCUGAGGGUGAGGUUGUUUGUGGUUAAAGGUUGUUUGUUUGAUGGCUUGCCUCACCCUGUGGAGGCUCUUGGAGGUGGCGCUCAGGCAGAGUUGUCACCUGGUGUUGAGGCUGUGGGCGCUGGUACUCAGUCUGGACUCCAGCUACUUGAGUCUGAUGUGUCAGGGGUCGCUGCCGAUGGUGGGGAGACUCCUGACUCUGCUGGGGAGGUGGGAGUUUCCUUCCCUACUGGGUACACAGGAGGCGAGGAGCAGGCUGCUCCCCUGCUGGGACCAGACACGGUGGGUGUUUGGUCACGUGGUGAGCCACCCUUGCUGGUAGCUGCUGCAACAACUGUCAGUGUAGUUAAGGAGGGUUCUGUCCCUCGAGUAUGUGUCACCCCACUGCUUGCCAAGGCAGGAGUGGAUAGUAAGGAAGCAGAGGGUCGGGCAGGGUGUGUUUAGAGUAGCAAUAUUGUGAGUAGCCAGCGGAGAAUGGAUGACGGAGAUCUGAUGCUCCAUUUUGAUGUGCCAUCUACAGUUAAGGAGGCACAGGUGCUAGAAGCACGUAGCGGCCAGAUGUUUAGUCAUUUUGGAGUUAGGUUGACUGAGGAGUGUUUGGCGCGGUUCUGGGCGCCGAGUGUGGUCACAUUUGCUGGUCAUAACCGCACUGGUCAGGCUGGCAAGCCUGAUGACCUCUCAUCUGGUACUUCUCAGUUGUGUUAUGGCCCGUAUUUGUUUCUCCCAGGGUGGGAUGAUUUAUGAUGUUGCUUGCCCGAUUCCUCCUGCCAGGGCAAGUUAAUAUGAUGUAUUUGAUGUGAGCGUUACGACGCCGUGUUGAGAGGCAGCGCUAAGUGGGGCUGCCGAUGAGAGUUUGUUGCUUGCCGCUCGGGAAGCAGCCAUAGUGUUACAGGGGCUUCGUUUGGCCUAGUUGCUGUUGACUGUCAGGUGCUGGGCCCGAGAAGUGUAAUAUGUGAUGAUUGAUGUCGGCUUCCUCAAAGUGACAAAGUAUCAGGGAUAAUGAGAGAGGCUUGCACGUUGGCCAUUCUCAUGUUGGAGCCGGGGUUUGUUUCUUUGUGAUGGCCACGUGUGUUUGUUUUGCUCCGUGUGCGGGGAUUGUGAGCUGUGUCCUGGAAAGGAGCAGCCGUCAGCUUGUUGUGGUGAUACCUGUGUCAUUAAAAGGCAGGCGGGAGGAAUGAAGUGUGAUAAUAGUAUUGCACCUGGCAGUGAGAUCCAGACUUGGUUGUGUCACACCUGGAAAGGAGUAUAUGGUUUAGUCGAGAGCGGUUCAAGGGCGCCUCUUAUUUUUGGCAAGGAAGUGGCAUUUUUGUUUUAUCAAUUUUAUGAGUGUAGCAAGGAAGCUUCAUGGAGCCAUCAGCGAGCAAGUGGAGUGAUGUGGGCUGUGAAGGCCUAUAAGUGAGAUUGAUGUGUUCUCCAGAGAGGAGAUUUGGGAGGGCCAGAGCGAAUAAUGUGGGCAGCAAAGGCCCGAAGGAGAGUUUUGUUUGGCCAGGAAGUAUUUUACCUGGCCCUGCUGUGAUGUUGCACCAGGAAACUACGGUUCCUGGUGGGCUCAUUGUGUUGCAAAGAGACAGGGAUGUCAUUGCACUGUGACUGAUGUUUGUACAGUAUGGAGAAAAUGCUGAGAGAGCAUGGUAUGUAGUGAAGAGAGGAGGAGAGGAGCAGAGGUGAGAGUUGAUGGAGCAGUAGUAAAAGUAGAGAACCGAGAGGACGAUGAAGAUGGAGAAGUGACCAGAGUCACAGGAAUAAUUGGCGCAGCUGUAGCUGAUGGUGAAAAGAGAUGAGCAAGAUCCCUUGCAGAAGAAAAACUGCACACCAUGUAGCUUUGAAGACCAAAUGUCUUGCCAUUUAGUCAGAGAUGGGUCUCAGGGAAGUAAAAGGAGGAGAAAGAAGAAGCAGCAGUCUGAGUUGGAGGGCCAAGUGGGAGCCCUAUUGUUUCUAGUUGCGUAGUAAUCAUUCAUGUCAGUGCUAUAGUAGUCUUUUAUAUUUUGUGAUGACUAUACGCCCCUUGUUUGAAUCUAAUGAUGUGCCCAAUUGAUUAUGCAUUGAUUUUGAAUUUGUAGUACGUUUACAAAAUUUUCAUAAGCUUUUGUAUAUUUUCCGAAAAUUUUUUUUUAUGAAGGGGCGUGUUUUGUGCAGCGAGAUAAAUCGAUGUAAAGUGAAAAGAAGAAGUAAGAACGAAUGAAAGAAGAAGUGAUAGUACACAGCAGGAAAUAAUGAAAGAAGAGAGUGAGAGAGUGAGACGCCAGACAUAUGAUUAAGAGUGGUAGCUCACUGCUCUGAGAUUACCGUAAGAAUCCCCGCGCCCAUAGACUAUCUUUUUGCAAAUUGAUUUACCCUAGUUUUGCAUGUUCCUUUUGAUUGAGUCUUACACAGUUAAUUGGAAAAGAGUUGCCCUUGAAGAUAAAAUAAUCGGUAUCAACCUAGCCACUAUAGCUUAGUUGUAAGAAUUGUCAGAAGAGAGGUGUCUUAUUCAUAUAAGCCAGCGUGGGGUGAAGCGGUAUAUGUACAUAUGUAUUUCACCACCCCACCCCAUCUCUUUAACCCCCCUCCCUCUUAUUGCAGCAAAGUGCGAGAUUGUUUAAUGUGCUUUCCUAUGCUCAGUCACUGCCCAGAGCUUACACAAGACAGAGGCACUAAGACAAGCAGCAUUAUUUGGAGGACAAUGGGAAAGAAAUACAGCUAGUCAGGCCAGUUACUUUAAGGGAAUAAGUAAGUAAUUACUGGCCGUAUGUGCAGGGCUAUCUAAGUAGCAUAAGUGUCUCCAUAGUAGUUUGCCAGGGAGUGUGGUUAAUUAUAGCACAUUCAAUAUCCAGGGAAGUGACUCCUUGGCAUGUGUGUGUGUGCGUUCUGAGUUCUUGUAGAGUGAGAGGUAAAUUACCGUCCUGUGUGUCUGUAGACAUUUGUCUGUAGUCAUGUCUCUUGUUAGUGUGCUUGUUGUGUUAAAUGCUAC